Grus americana (Whooping crane) is the source of this 3817-nucleotide messenger RNA. RefSeq names its product CDC42 small effector protein 2-B-like. Bases 1373 to 1603 code for a protein of 76 amino acids. NCBI's taxonomy places the organism in Eukaryota, Metazoa, Chordata, Aves, Gruiformes, Gruidae. Gene Ontology annotation, molecular function: small GTPase binding. Gene Ontology annotation, cellular component: plasma membrane. Gene Ontology annotation, biological process: regulation of Rho protein signal transduction. The transcript is spliced from 5 exons. The record is from RefSeq and is a predicted model, not a curated record.
CAGACCUUAAGUCUAAAGAAUAGAUAUGUUCAGUGGAUGUUAUUUAUCAAGAUUACUGUGCAUGUCUCAUGUCUGUGGAAAGGGAGGAUUCUUUUGUUUUGAUUCAGGCAAACAUUUUCCACCUCAUACAGAACUGAUGUUUUGUUAGUAAAAUACAAAAUAUUUUGAGUACUUUUUAAUGCACAGCAAUGGUAGAAAAAAUUGUAUGUUAUGCUCAGUAAAGUAUAUCUAAACAUUCAUAAAGCUCUCAGGCACUUUAAGGCUACGGACUGGAGAAUGGCUGUGUAUCCUGCCCGUUGCAUUCAACAUCUGUGUCUGCGUGUGCUAGCCAUUUCCCUGGCCCUUUGUCUCUCUCUCCUCGAUGAUACUGCUGCUAUGGUGAAAAAUAGAGAGAAAGAACAACAGGAUAUUGUCCAAUUCUGGUCUGUGUGCCAAUGGUGACAAAAUGUUGUUUUCUCCUCAGUUUGGGGAUUCUUGUUGGCUUUUAUUAGUCCUGGGCCAGCCUGAACACAUUAAGAUUUUUUUUUUUAAAUUCUUCCAGUUAGUGUGGAAACCUUGAGUCCCUAGGAGGAAGGUGGUGCCCUGUGCCCUGGCACAGACAGUCCCAUCCUGGAGGAUGAUACUCUGACUCAUGCAGAGGAAAAGAAGAGUUCUGUUGCAAAACACAACAGGAAGACGUCCCACGCUGCUGUGUGCCAGGAGGACACCUACAGAGCUGCCGCAGGGGUGGAAGUGAGCCACAGGCUGUAUGGAUAGUGCUGAGAAAACUGCACGGCUGCACAAAUCUGACGCCAAACUAGGGCACUAUUUUCGGUUUCCGUUCUGCUUUUCUGACACCUGUAGGUAAGCGUGAAGCGCACAACAGACUUCUGCAGCACCUUACAGAGCAAAGGAACUGUGGCAAGGCAUGGAGACACGGCAAAGCGUUCUUGCUUAGCAAUCAGGAUUAAUUAUAACCCAGGAAUACGAACUGUAAAUGCGCUGGAGUUGCCCAGACAGGAGCUGGCUGUGUGUCAGCACUUGAAUGAGGACGUACCAUCCCAUCAGGACUCCCUGGGAGCAGGAGGUAACACCCAGUGAUCUGGAGUGUGAGAAAGUUGAUAUGAAAGACUACUCUGUAGCCCUGGGUUUGAUUUGAAGGAAGGUAUUACAAGAAAUCAGCAACCACUAAAAAAGUUGGUUUUCAUCAUAGCUUCAGGGCACUUAAAGUCGGUGUACUCAUCAGAUGCUUUCUGUGAUCUUUAUCAGUGAAUCUGCACAAGCAAUUCCUUCUUCAACUCACUUUAGGAACUGCAUCUUGGUCCUUGUACUGCUUUAACUCCCAUAGAAAUAAUUACACUUAACAAGACCUUAUCACCUACUGAAAAACAUAAUGACAGAAUUCCUGGUUUGUUUUAACUGGUGCAAUGGUGAACAGCCCCAGCCGAAGAGGCGUCGGAGACUGGACCGGAAUAUGAUAGGAGAACCAAUGAACUUUGUACACACUGCACAUGUUGGGGCAAGAGAGAUGAGUAGUGACUAUUCAUCAGCUGUAUCAAUUCAGGACCACAUGAAGUCUAAAGGUGGCUACACAAAUGGCACUUCUGCGACUGUUGAGAUAUAGGAAACUGAGAGAAGGCUGAAAUCUGCUCUGUCUUAUGAGGACCCCCUGGACUGUGCUUUCAUAUUCUCUAAGCCUCUUUAUCAUGGAGUAGAGAGAGAACUUGAAUUAUAAAUAGGUUAGUGCAAGCUUUGGUGUUUUUUGCACAAUAGCUUCUGAAGGAGUUAUUGUAAAUUAUUCUUAAAAUGAUCUGUCAUGGUAGCGUUGUAGUAGCAACUGUAAUUUGCACUGUAGAUGACUUUCUAGCUGUGCCUCAAAAACCUCACAAAAUUGUCUUGUAGGAUGGGAUUGGAAGUCAGUAUGAAUUGUCUGGGGUUUUGGUCUCUGUCUUUUUUUUUUUUCCCCUCAAGAAAUGCAGAGGUUGAUUUAACUGGAAAACAUCAUGUGUGAACUUCUUACAUGGGCUAAAUGGAAUUGCUAAGUAGGAUCUUGUAGCCUGUAAUAAAACUUUGGGCCUAAUUUUUUGAUGGCUUACAACCUAAUGCAUAAAUCUACUGAGCUGCACUUUGGUGUCUUUUUUUAAUGUCUCUUCAUGGUGAAUGAACUCCUAAUGCAGUAUAAUUAGCUGAGUCUGCAAACCCCAGUGAAACUUCUGCCUUGCUGUGAUAAUGCUUUUGGAGCUAAAAAUGUAAGUUUUGUAAACAUACUCUCAAAUGAGGCUUAGAAAAACAGAUGUUUCUCUCAAUUACUGGGCUGCUUCCCUUCCAUACAUGCAGUAGUGUGACUGACAGGUAUUACUACCACAGAGCUAAUAAAAUGUACCAGUUAACUUCAAGUGGUGCUACAAUAUGCUCCAAUUGUGCUAAUUUUGCAUGAGUACUAUUGAAUUUUAAACUAAAGAUCACUCUCUGUUACCUAUCUGUAACAGUAACUACACAGGACUUCAAGGGGUAUCUCACUUGUCUUUCUGGCUCCUUAAUUUCAAGACUUUUUUUUUUUUUUAGAUUAACUGAAUUUUUUCUUGUAUAUGCUUUUAAAUGAUAUGGUUUAAAUAAAACUGUGAUUUAAGUGAUACAGCCAUGUGAAGGACAAAAACUUAAAGAAUAUUGUGAGAACUUGCAGGAGAACAUUAAAUGGAAACAGUGUCUUGCAGAGUUCUAGCACUUCAUAAAUACAGAUAUUUAGCCAUAACCAAACUACAGUUUAUCACUUGGCUCUCAUUCAUCUUUCUAUUAAGUGAUAUGAAAUACUGCAGAAGUAGAGCUAGAGCUAGGUGGUUUUUUGCCCAAUCACUGGCAACUGUUCCCAAACUCAAAAUUUUGAAUGACUGCCAGUUCAGAAACUUGGGAAAUCUGCUUGCUGUCAUGGGAUUAACUAAAAACAAGUGUUCAAAUUACUGCUAAUUCAGCACCAGUUAUGCUGGAAGUCAGUGGAGCGCUCUCCUUCUUGCUCUAGGCAUAAGAUCAGUUAUGAACUUUUUACCAUUUAAAAAAAAAUCCUUAUUUUUGAAUUAGAAUACAUGCUGUAUUUUAAUAUAUCUUAAAAUUAGCAUGAAUUAGCCAUGCACUUAGCUUUUUAAGGUCUUUUCAUAUGUCUGUCUUCUAACUUCAGAUGCAGUCCAACAGCCUAGUUAAGAUACGGAGUUCAAAGAAACUAAAUCCUGUGUACUGUUGAGGAAGCAUAAAGUGGCCAAAUUGUUUUAAAGAAUAACUCUAAAUUCAUCUGUUAUUAGAUUGAGUUCAUGCAUUCAUUGGUCCAUACUUGCCCAGAAAGAAUAGUGGUAGGACAACUGUCUUGAAGAAAAAGGGCUGUAUUAACACUGUAAGAAAACAAAUUGAACAGGAGUUUGUAAGACUCAUUCAUGUGUUUAAGAUUAGUGGUAUAUGCAUAACUAGAAAUGAAAAAGUUUGUGAUCUUGUCAGUUCUUCUUUCUAAAAAUAAACCAACAGAGAUAAUUUUGUUACUAAACCCUUAUUUAUAGAAAAAUCCUAGUUUUCAUUACGUAAACCAAGCAGCAUUAUCUGGUGUAAAAUUAAUCUGUUUUCCUCAGCCUAUAUAGUAUUAACUAGGACCAUAUUAAAGUUAACUAAGUUUUUGCAUUAUUAAAAGGAAAUGUUUUGCUAUUGCAUUAAAGGUGCCAUUACUUUUAAAAUCUAAACAAACAUAAAAGCAUGUCUUGGGUAUUUUUUGCUGUAUAUUUAGAAACAUUAUCUAGCUGUAAUCUUUCAUGUAACUCAGCAUGAGCCUAUCUUGGUUAUAAUAAAUCUGUUGAACUAG